CAAAGUGAAGUAAAAGCUAUUUUACUUGUCGAAAAAUGCUCUGUGAUAAAUUGUUAUUCUAUAAUUCAAGUUUGAUGUUGCAGCUUUCGGAAUAAGGUUUAGCUCAUGGAAUUGCAGCUGUCAUUUGGACUCCUAUAUAUUUUUGUUAAUUCAACUGAAACAAAAGCUAGAUUUGCGAUGAAUUUUGUUGACACGCUGCGAGAUUUCCAAGUUCUAGGCAGCAAGGACCAAGUGAAAUGCGCAUUGGGCGCCCGAGUGUUUUUGGACUUGCAAUGUGAUAGGCGGAUAACGAAUUUGGAAAAAUGCUACGAUUCUGAAUUGAACUUGGUUUAUUUACAAGGGCAACGUGACGACGCUUUUAUAGCAUUUAUUCCUCUGCUGUCAAGUCAACCGUUAAACCUACUCGAUAUUGAAAAUAUUCAGAAAUGUCUGACAAAAUGUGCUUACAUUACACUUGCCGUUUGCGAUACAUCAUCAAAUAUUUUGUAUUACCAAAUAUCUUUGGGGAUAAUCAAAAAAUAGAAUAACACACAUCCACGUACAGUUGUGCAAAAUAAUAAGAAAACCGUUAACGGUAACGUCUUGCCAACAUUGAAUGUAUGCAGGCCUGUAGAAGAAAAGCGGACCCCGGAGAUGAUUGUAACGAAUUUUUAUUGAAAAAUCUGAAGAAAGAAGAACUCCUAGCCCGGGAGGAACUCUUCCUGAUAUGCUUAUUUAUAAAUAAAACGCGCAUUACUUUUGGUGUUAAAAUGAAUCACUUCUUUUAGAUUUAUUAAUACGCAAUAACUAUAUAGUAUAUGAAAAUUUGAUUUGCUUUUUUCACAAUUUAAAUGAAGCAUUUGUAAUGUUUAUAACUUCACAAUCAUUUAUUUAUUAAUUCUUUUGUUGUUAUGAUAUUUUUUAAUUAAUACUUUUAUGAUCUUAGUGUAAAAAUAUGUUUUAUUAUUAUUUUUUAUAUAUGUAUAUAUGUAUUUCUAUAUAUAGGGUCUGACCUUGCAAAAUAUUAAUGGCUUUAUUGGAGUUACUGUUCUUACUAAAUAUGAAUUUGAAAUUUA
Molecule: messenger RNA, 1055 nt
Organism: Bactrocera tryoni
Lineage: Eukaryota; Metazoa; Arthropoda; Insecta; Diptera; Tephritidae
Exons: 4
Coding region: 106-522 (138 amino acids)
Biological process (GO): tRNA splicing, via endonucleolytic cleavage and ligation
Molecular function (GO): nucleic acid binding
Source: RefSeq, a predicted model, not a curated record